AUGUAUGCUUGUGGCCAAUCUCCCGAGAACGAGUGCCCUGUCUUUCAAGUCUCCUGCGGACCGUACGAUGCAUCGAUCGUCAACAGCAUUGGCCACUUCAAGACUUACUCUGUAACGACUAGUGUCCGUCCAAAAAGGAUGGUUUUUAAGGACUCGGACACAUUCAUACCGGAUCAAAUCAACCUCCCUAAAGAACGCCAACAAGCAUUGACCGAGAUGGCCGAUCGCGUAGUGGCCGAGACGCUUUGUGCGUACGAACAUUUCAUUGCGAACAAUCGGCAGUUGGACUCUCGUCUGUGGAAACAUGUCAAGUCCCGUGAAAAGGUUCACGUGUAUCGCACCCGUCGUUCUGGUUCCAAGCGACUUAAUCUCAUGAACGAGAAACGACCAAGUAGACCACGGUUGUUGUCAAUUAAUACGAUAGAGCAGCAACAACAUCAAGCGAAUAUGGCAGGACGGCCACACGGGUUCACCCCCGACGAGGAAGAUGAAGAACCCGAGCAAGCUGUGGAAAAUUCUUCCAGCAAUCAUUCGCAGACGCAGCAAUCUACAUAUACACAGAGCUCAUCAAGUGAUUGCGGUUCCUUCUCGGUUUUUCCUGAUGAGAGUGUUCUUGAAAAAGUCAAGCCGACAAAUAUUCCGUUAGUUGCAGCGGUCGGCAGUAUUGACGGGUCCGUGGAAGACGUGGCAUUUGGAGCGCUUGCACACACAGACGAAGCUUGGUUUGAGCGCAAUGCGUACGUGAAAAACGACGGCUUUGUGUGCCGCAAAGUGCUCGCUUCGUUCCAGUCACCGAGUGAGGAAGACCCGUUCCGGUAUGUCGGCAUCAAAUGGGCUGCUCUUGACAUUACCACCUUUGCCUCUCGACGCGAUGUCGUGUUCUUAGAGUCGUCGGGGAUUGCGUUGGACUCGGAUGGCGAGCGAGUGUACUACACUCUUGCUCACUCGAUCGAGUUGGACGAGUGCCCCGUGCCCCCUGAUCGGUUUAAUAUCGUUCGUUUAAAUUUGUCAAUCUGCUACAUUAUGCGUCAGAUCUCCGACACUAAAAUCGACGCGUAUGCUCGAGGGUAUGCAGACAUGGGCGGUAACCUACCAGCAGUCAUUGGUUUGAAUGUGUUCUCACAGGGCGUAGUUGACGUCGUAGGGAUUGUCGAGGCCUCGUACCUCAAGAAACUUGCGUGGCAGCUGUCCCGCCGUGGUCCGAGCGACACAUCAUCCCACCAGACCAAGGAGUGCUCUGUGUGCGGCAAAAACGCCAAGAAAAUUGCCAGCCUCAUCCAAAGAGCCAUCUGCGCAAUAUGCCGACAUACAAUCUGUCAGAAGUGCAGCGUGCACAAGAAGCUGCUCAUGAAAGCUGAAGAAGACCUCCAACGUCAAUUUACUUUCUGUGUCCCGUGUGUGAUUGAAGCCAGAAGGAUGUCGGCUUGGGACGUUGCUACUGCGCAGCUCAAGUGUAGUAGCAACGUCCAAAGGAAGGAAUGA
This is a messenger RNA of Peronospora farinosa, 1482 nucleotides long. Lineage: Eukaryota; Oomycota; Peronosporomycetes; Peronosporales; Peronosporaceae. The record is from the annotation of a GenBank genome assembly.